Messenger RNA from Poeciliopsis prolifica (blackstripe livebearer), 4191 nucleotides. RefSeq names its product proline, glutamate and leucine rich protein 1 (gene pelp1). Bases 18 to 3812 code for a protein of 1264 amino acids. The transcript has 19 exons. Gene Ontology annotation, cellular component: nucleus. Gene Ontology annotation, biological process: rRNA processing. The record is from RefSeq and is a predicted model, not a curated record. NCBI's taxonomy places the organism in Eukaryota, Metazoa, Chordata, Actinopteri, Cyprinodontiformes, Poeciliidae.
UUGGCGGUGAGGGGAAAAUGGCUACCUCUACUUGGCUGCAUGGCACCGCCGCUAUGAGGCUCACAGAGGGUCUGGUGUCGGUUCUCAGGGAACAGCAUCCAGAGUAUCUGUCCGAUGUGUUGGCGAACUACAGGGAACAUGGCGUGUUUCUCAACCAGGGCGCGAGCGACGUCGCGGGGCUCGUGGGCUUCAGCAAUGCUAAACUGAGCUCCAGUAAAACCAGGUUCCAGGGGCUGUGCCUGCUAUCCAUGCUGGUUAAAGACAGUUCCAGUGAUCUGUUCCAGCAGCACUGUCUGUCCUGGCUGCGCUCAGUGCAGCAGGUCAUCCAGUCCAAGGCUCCGUGUCAGAGCAUCCAGCUGGCGGUCAGCAUCCUGCAGGACCUGCUGCAGUACUCAUGUCAGCUACCAGAGCUGGCCAGGGAGGUCGGCCUCAACUCCAUCCUCGGCAUCUUGACGUCACUCCUGGGCCUGAAAACCGAGUGUGAGCUUGCAGCCAUGGAGGGGAUGAGAGCCUGUAUGGUCUACUACCCUAGAGCCUGCGGCUCCCUCAAGCACAAACUAGGAGCCUAUUUCCUCUCCAAAAUGGACAGCACAAGCAGGAAAACUCAAGAGAUGGCCUGUCAGGGCUACAGCCGCCUGCCCUGUCUAGGGGGUCUGGUCGACAGGUCGGUGGGUACCGGCAGAGCCGAAGGAUGGACCAAUCAAAUUCAGUGUCUGCUGGCCUCAGCCAAUGGCAUUCUGUCACAAUUCUACAAAGGUUCUGAAACAGAUGAAGCAGUUCAGUAUCGGGGUCCGGGCGUGGAGCUGCCCUUUCCUCAUCUCGAUCAAUCGGACCCGCUGCUCCUUCUGCAGCUGCAGCACAGAUACACAGCUGUCUGCCUGGCGCUGAAACACACACUUCGAGCGGAUCCUGCCUCAGCCGUAUAUCUGCCCGUCAGACCCAUCCUCAACCUGGUGUGCCGAGCGCUCGCUGUCAACCCCAGGAACACGAGUUUAACAUCAGACGGAAGCCUGAGGUUGCUGGUUCUUCCCAGUGUUCACAUCAACACUCUGGAGGUGCUGGCAGAGCUCAUCACAGUAGUGCGCAGCGGCAUGGUGCAGUACGCUGCUGUAAUACAGAAGCUGUUUUCUCAGAUGCUGUGCGCCUGGGCGGCUGUACCUGAAGCUAACGUUGGUCAGCAGAGAGCUUACAGCUCGCUUCGGGUCUCUGUGUACAGAACCUUAGAGCUGUGGCUGCAGCUUGUUGGAGUUUCAGCUAACGUCCUCCAGGGAGCUUCCAGCCACGCAGAGCUGCUGUUCACCCACCUGCUGGCCGACAUCACGCCCGGAGCAGAAUCUAUCAAGCUGCGGGCGGGGCUGUCGGCCGAUGUGGUUCCUGGAGGGAAGCCCGGCCCUCGCAGGACGAAGCAGCUGGUCAUGGCCGACCCGGUGGGGGCAUCGGUCCAGAGGAAAGGAGACCCGGUCUCCAACCAGGACACCUGCCUGUCAGCCCUGAAAGUUCUCAGACGCAUCAUACAGACCAGUGGGACGCUUCUAAAGAACGACAUACACAAACGCCUCCAUGAGGUGGUGCUGCCGCUGUGUGUGCGCCUCCAGCAGCAGCAGACGAGCAGCAUCACUGCAUGCGAGUCUGCAGGGGGCAUCAGUGGGCAGUACAGCAGCGCCCUGACCCGCCGUCAACUCUACAGGUUGCUGCUGGCCCUGGUUCUCGUCCCGUCUCCAUGCUGGCCUCCGCCUCUUACCUGCGCUGUGUCCAUCCUCAGCAACGGCCGCCUGGACCGCAACCUCAAGGUUUCGUCUUUCUGUUCCGAGGCUCUGACCAUCUGUAACUCCCUCCUCCACCCUCGUACGCCAUCCAUCGCCCUCCCGCUGCCCCCGCUUGCCCUGAAGCCCCCCCCCACUGCCUCUGUCCUGUCCGGCCCGGGCCCCACCCCCAGGUUGUCACUGCCUACCCUGCUAGGUGGCCCCGCACCUGGGCCGCCCUUCCCCGGACGACACCCGCUCAGCCUGGGCUCCAACUCUCUGCUGGGCUCUUUGGAGAACCAUCUGUCCCUGGUUCCAGGGAUGCCGGGCCCCGCCUCGGCCCCUGGAGACCUCCUGCUGUCUCCCCACGGCCAGCCACAGCCAGACCCGGCUGGGCUGGGGCCCCUGGACGGCCAGAGGCCUGUGUUUGUCCGCUAUGACAAAGAAGAGGCAGAGGAUGUGGAGAUCUCUCUGGCCAGCGACUCAGACGACAGUGUGGUCAUCGUCCCUCCAGGCAUGCUGGGAACCGACAGCCAGCUGGACGAUCCGGCCCCUGGCUCCCAGAACCUGCUGUCUGCUGCGGCGGGGGCCAGUGUCCCCCUGCCAGGGGGAGACACUGUCACCAUGGUUCCCAGCACAGCAGCUCCAGCCUCGUUGGACGUGACGUCGCUGCCCAACGAUCUGGUCCCCACCUCCAGCACCCCCGCCAACUCCUUCCCUCCCUCCAGCGGCUCAGUGGUCUCCCUGGUGACGUCGCUGACCCCCGGCUCCGCCCCCCCUCCCGCCGGGGGCCUGGCGGACCCUGUGGCAGUCAAGCCUCAGUUGCAGCAGAUGCUGCUGCAGCCCCCGGGGCCUCAGGGGCCCCCUGGCUCCAUGGCCCUGCAGGUGCAGCUGCAGAACCAGCUGGCCCAGCAGGGCCGCCACCUCCACCAGCACCCUCCCCCAGUUCCACCCAGCAACCAGGACUCAGCCGUCAUCAACAUAAACAGCACCGAUGAUGAGGACGAAGACGAAGAGGACAUGGAGGACGAUGAAGAGCUGGAGGAGGAGGAGGAUGGUCUUGAUGAGGAGGAGGAAGAGGAGGAAGGCAGUGAAGACUUUUAUGAGGGGGAGGACUAUGAAGACUUUGAUGAUGAGGAGGCUGAAGAGCUGGAAGAGGAAGAGGAGGAUGAAGAUGGGGACAUUCCUCCUCUGGAGGGAUCAGAGGACAAGUCAGAGGAGGUGACCAUGGAGGAGGAAGAGGAGGAGAAGGUUCUGGGAGCAGAAGAGGAAGAGGGGGAGGGGGUGGGGUUUAACCCAGAGGGGGGCAUAGAGGAGCUGCAGAGCAGCAGAGCUCUGUUUGGAGAGGAGAGGAUGAAGGUCCAGGAGGUGGAGAGCAUCGGAGUUCUGGAAAAGGCAAGGGACGGGGACGAGGCGGGGGACAGGGGGGACGGGGAGGACAACAGUGAGCGCAUGGACGACCCCAGUAUGCCUCAGAUCCUGUGUGUUACUGGAGGAGCGCUGGAGGAGAGGGCCGACAGCAGCCAGGAGGCUGCACAGGCAGCAGGGGAGCUUCAGGACCAGCUCACGCUGUGGGACCAGAACCACCAGCAGAACCCGCCCACCGGGGCCUCAGAGGAGGAGCCCACCGCUCACAGUCAGCAGGAGCCUGUGGCUGAACGUGAACAGGAAGCUGGCGCGACAGAAGAGGUGGCGCUGGAGGCGGAGCUUCAGGAGGAGGAAGAGCCAGUCGUUGUGCAGGAGGAAGCUGCAGCAGGAGCAUCGGGAGGCGAGGAGACCCCUGCUGCUCCUCAUGAUCCUCAGCAGGAUCAGGCCGACGCGCAGCAAGGAUAUGGAACGCAAGCAGAAUGGACGAAACCCGAAGGAGAACGAGGAGAAAAAGAGGAGAGUAAUGCUGAGGAGGAGAAAGGGAUGAAGCGGAAGAGAGAGGAGGAGGACGUAGAGGACGAAGCAGGACCAAGUCCUGAAAAGAAAAAGCAGGACGACGAAGCGAUGGCCUCCAUGUUGGCAGAUUUUAUUGCCUGUCCACCUGAUGAGGAAGAUGUUGCCUCAGGAUCCAACCAAUCAUAAACAAACCGAGUGGACCAUCAUGGACAUUCGCUCGGUUUUCAACACUGAAUGACCUCAGAACAGAAUCGAUUGUCUCCAGUUGUCGCUGAGUAAGCAGGUGGAAAGUGUUGUGCUCCGUUGUGUUGGACAUGGAAACAUGGAGGCUUCCUGUUACCACCCUGGAUCUGACCAGAACUGUGUUGACAGAGUUAGAGGAGCAUCGCCGUUUCUCUGGGAAACAGUGAAGCCAAGAAAUGUUCGUCAAAAGUCUGCUUCUCUCUACAGUCGUCAUCCUGCAGGAAAUGUCCUCUUUGGUUUGUGCACCGUUUUUGAAUUGUUUUCUGUCUGUAAUGUUUUCUUACAUUAAAGUAUUAAAUAUCUGUCAUGGAUAUGUACAUCA